This is a messenger RNA of Triticum aestivum (bread wheat), 1456 nucleotides long. RefSeq lists its product as uncharacterized. Bases 576 to 977 code for a protein of 133 amino acids. Gene Ontology annotation, biological process: tRNA thio-modification. The record is from RefSeq and is a predicted model, not a curated record. Gene Ontology annotation, cellular component: cytoplasm. NCBI's taxonomy places the organism in Eukaryota, Viridiplantae, Streptophyta, Magnoliopsida, Poales, Poaceae. The transcript has 4 exons.
GAGGAUCUCGUUCCCAAUCGCGACUCCUGCCAGUGCGCCGCGCCGCCGCUGCCGGCGACUGCCCCCACGCUCCUGCCAGGGACUGCCCCGCCCCCUGCCGCUCGACUUCCCCCCACCCCCAGGCCCCCAAGUUCCCCAGACAGCCGGCAGUCCCCGCCUCCCGCCUCCCCGCUGCUCAGGACAGCCGGUGCUGCUCCAGCCUCUAGGCUCUAGGCGGACGCCGCCGCAGCUCUACAACCUCUAAUCCGUCCUCUCCUCGACUCCCCGUCUCCCCGCGCAACCAGCAGUUCGUCCAUCCAGGGGACAGGGCACUCGAGCACGCCGCUGCCGCCCACACACCGCGAUACGCUCCUCCUCCGCCACCGCCGAAGCCCUCCACUGCAACACCGCUCUCCGCUGCCGACCACACCCUGCAAUCUUGCACGCCUCCAACGCUUCCAACAACUUAACUACCGGUUGCCCUUUUCCGCAACCCUCUCCCCUUCCACCUUUUUAUCUUCACUCUUCUCUUGGCCUGAUUCCAACAAGGAAAUUCUAAAACCUAAUCAAUCUGCAUCGCUUCUGAUCCUUCAGCUAUGCAUCUCACUCUUGAAUUCGGGGGCGGUCUGGAGCUUCUCCUAGAGAAAUCCACCAAGGUACACAAGGUGGAUGUCCAGCCCAGGGACGGUGAAGACAAGGCCACGAUGAAGGGGUUGCUCUCUUGGGUGAAGUCCAAUUUGAUCAAGGAGCGGCCGGAGAUGUUCAUGAAGGAUAAUUCUGUGUAUGGUUUCUCUUUUUUCCUUUUUCAUUUGCUUGUGUUUUGGCGGAAGUGUCUGGAGACCUUGUUGCCGUCCAGGAUUUGUGCUAUCAGCUUCUCUAGUUCAUCACUUCAGCCUGGUGCCUAUGUGAUAACUAGUGUAAGUCAACAACAAGCACAAAGCCUUUUGCCCCAAGCAAGUUGGGGUAGGCUAGAGAUGAAUUCCAACAGAAAACUGUGAGAACUAAUAACUAGUGUGAGUUCUUCAAAAAAGAAGUGGAAAUGAAUAUAUGCUGAUAACUAGUGAGUACUUUCAUUGGUGGAGAUGGAGACUCUUAAGGCUCAGUUUAUGGUUGAUGACGAGUGUUGUGCUUAACUUAAUUAAUACAAUACUUUGCUCUGGAAGAAUACUAGAAUAGACAUGAAAGCAGAGAAAUGUUUGUCUGCAAAAAAUCUGAACAACAACAAACAACAACAACAACAACAACAACAACAACAACAACAACAACAACAACAACAAAGCCUUUAGUCCCAAACAAGUUGGGGUAGGCUAGAGGUGAAACCCAUAAGAUCUCGUGACCAACUCAUGGCUCUGGCACAUGGAUAGCAAACUUCCACGCACCCCUGCCCAUAGCUAGUUGCCGGGGAGUGAAGCGCCUUUGGUAGGUGGAAUUUGGUAAGGAAAAAUUUAUUUAGUGUGCUGAAAUUUUCUGUCACUUG